AUGUCGUGGCAAGCCUAUAUCGAUUCCUCCGGACACUUGGACAAGGCCGCCAUCCUUUCCGGUCUCCCCGAAGAGGGCAAGGCCCUCGCUAAGACACUUGGCGGAGACACCAACGCUGCCUAUGCCGAAGGCUUCCACAUUGGCACUGAGCGCUACGGUAAGGAGGGCGCCGUCGUUGUCAAGACUAAGCAGGCUAUCGUCAUCGGACACUACGGCGAGCAACAUGUGGCCGGAAAUGCCGCAAACGUCGUCGAGAGGCUUGCCGACUACCUCAUUGGCCUCGGCUAUUAA
Molecule: messenger RNA, 291 nt
Organism: Parascedosporium putredinis
Lineage: Eukaryota; Fungi; Ascomycota; Sordariomycetes; Microascales; Microascaceae
Source: the annotation of a GenBank genome assembly